AUGCCUCCAAAGUUCGACCCUAAUGAAGUGAAGUACAUCUACCUGAGAGCCGUUGGUGGCGAAGUGGGAGCCUCCUCCGCUCUCGCCCCAAAGAUCGGUCCUCUUGGUCUGUCCCCAAAGAAGGUUGGUGAAGACAUUGCCAAGGCCACCACCAAGUUCAAGGGUAUCAAGGUGACCGUCCAGCUGAAGAUCCAGAACAGACAGGCCCAGGCCUCUGUUGUUCCAUCUGCCUCCUCGCUGGUCAUCACCGCUUUGAAGGAGCCACCUAGAGACAGAAAGAAGGACAAGAACGUCAAGCACUCCGGAAACAUUCAACUCGAGGAGAUCUGGGAGAUUGCUAGAACCAUGAGAGAAAAGUCUUUCGGUAAGACUCUUGCUUCCGUUGCCAAGGAGGUCCUUGGUACUGCCCAGUCUGUGGGAUGCAGAGUUGCCGGUAAGAACCCUCACGACAUCAUUGAGGCCAUCGACGCUGGCGAGAUUGAUGUCCCAGAAAACUAA
Molecule: messenger RNA, 498 nt
Organism: Ogataea haglerorum
Lineage: Eukaryota; Fungi; Ascomycota; Pichiomycetes; Pichiales; Pichiaceae
Exons: 1
Coding region: 1-498 (165 amino acids)
Biological process (GO): translation
Cellular component (GO): cytosolic large ribosomal subunit; ribosome
Molecular function (GO): large ribosomal subunit rRNA binding; structural constituent of ribosome
Source: RefSeq, a predicted model, not a curated record